GUGUCUUAGGAUCUCCCAAUGGGGUGGCUUUGCUCUGGGCUCACGUUCCCUGUGAGCUGUCUAAUCCUGAUGUGGGCAGCAGGCUCUGGUAAGUCACCACCUCUCAUUCAUUCAUCCACUCAUUCAUUCAGCAAAUGUUCUUUGGCUGUUUAGAUGCCAGGGUCCCAGGAUAAUCAGCGAAAGGAACACAGAUUCCGGGCCUUGAGGAGCUUACAUUGUAGUGGGAGGGGACGGCCAAUGACAGAGGGUCCCAAUUAUAAGUCAAUUGUAAAGAGCGUUAGAAAGUGAUAGAAAAACACAGCACAGAACAGAGUCGGGGGCACGUAUUUGCGGGGGGUGGGGAAUCGGACGUUAUUUUUGGACACGAGGUGAGUUUGAGAUCUUUGUUAGGUAUCUAAGACUCUGCCUGACACGUUAAGUCCUUUAUCCGGCGAGCGUGUGCAAACGUAUCCGCUGUGGAGGCUGGUGCUGGGCAUCAGAGCGAGAAGGCACCUGCCUGUCUGUUGUCGGGCUCUCGAACGAUUUGGCAAACCCAGUACGCGCCCUGCCGGGUUCACACCCCAGCUCUGCCACUGGCCAGUGGGAAGAAAUACCCCAGCCUUUCAUGCUGCCCUUGACAUUGGCUGAACCCAACCGGCAGCCAGAGGACAGGGGCACCUGAGUGCCAAGACCAUGGCGGUCAGCCGCCUGAGCCAGAGAGGGGUGCAGAACGGAUGGGGUCCGGGAGCGGGCAAAUGGACGGCAGCCCUCGUCCUGCUCACACGGCUCUGGAGCAGAUGCCCGUGGUGAUGGAAAAGACUAGAAAUGCCUUAGAUCAGAAACGUCCUUUCAUCUGGCCAAGGGCAAGCAGUGGAGGUGCCGUGAGGCAAGGGAGCGUCAAGGUCCUGCGUGCGCCCACCUGCUUCUCCGACUACUUCAGCACCUCCGUCUGCCAGUGGAACAUGGAUGCGCCCACGAACUGCAGCGCUGAGCUCCGCCUGUCCUACCAGCUGAACUUCAUGGGGUCCGAAAACCGCACGUGUGUCCCUGAGAACGGAGGAGGCGCGGCGUGUGCGUGCAGCAUGCUGAUGGACGACUUGGUCGACGCGGACGUGUAUCAGCUGCACCUGUGGGCGGGGACGCAGCUGCUGUGGAGCGGCUCCUUCAAGCCCAGCAGUCACGUGAAACCCAGGGCUCCCGGAAACCUCACGGUUCACCCCAACGUCUCCCACACGUGGCUGCUGAGGUGGAGCAACCCUUACCCCCCUGAGAACCACCUGCACGCCGAGCUCACCUACAUGGUCAACAUCUCGAGUGAAGACGACCCCACGGAUUCCAGAAUCUAUAAUGUGACCUACGUGGGGCCCACCCUCCGCGUGGCAGCCAGCACCCUGAAGUCUGGGGCUUCCUACAGCGCACGCGUGAGGGCCUGGGCUCAGAGCUACAACAGCACCUGGAGCGAGUGGAGCCCCAGCACCAAGUGGCUUAACCACUACGAGCCCUGGGAGCAGCACCUCCCACUUGGCGUCAGCAUCUCCUGCCUUGUCAUCCUGGCCGUCUGCCUGUCCUGCUACCUCAGCGUCAUCAAGAUUAAGAAAGAAUGGUGGGACCAGAUUCCCAACCCCGCCCACAGCCACCUAGUGGCGAUAGUCAUCCAGGACCCACAGGUGUCGCUGUGGGGGAAGCGGUCCCGAGGCCAGGAACCAGCCAAGUGCCCACACUGGAAGACUUGUCUUAGGAAGCUCCUGCCCUGUUUACUGGAGCACGGCAUGGAAAGGAAGGAGGAUCCCUCCAAGAUUGCCAGAAAUGGGCCUUCGCAGGGUUCUGGAAAAUCAGCAUGGUGCCCCGUGGAGGUCAGCAAGACGAUCCUCUGGCCCGAGAGCAUCAGCGUGGUGAAAUGUGUGGAGCUCCUGGAGGCCCCGGUGGAGAGCGAGGAGGAGGAGGAGGAGGAGGAGGAAGAUAAAGGGAGCUUCUGCCCAUCGCCUGUGAACCGCGAGGACAGCUUCCAGGAGGGCCGGGAGGGCAUCGCGGCCCGGCUGACAGAAAGCCUCUUCCUGGACCUUCUCGGGGUUGAGAAAGGGGGCUUUGGCCCACAGGGCUCGCUGGAAUCGUGGUUUCCUCCUCCUUCGGGAAGUGCAGGUGCUCAGAUGCCCUGGGCUGAGUUUCCGGGUCCGGGGCCCCAGGAGGCAUCGCCCCAGGGCAAGGAGCAGCCUUUCGACCCCCGGUCCGAUCCUCUGGCCACUCUGCCCCAGAGCCCAGCCAGCCCGACUUUGCCAGAGACGCCCCCGGUCGUCACAGACAACCCCGCCUACCGCAGCUUCGGGACCUUCCAGGGCCAGUCCUCAGGUCCCGGCGAGUGUGACUCGGGCCCCGAGCUGGCGGGACGCCUGGGGGAGGCGGACCCCGGCCUCCCCGCUGCCCCCCAGCCUUCGGAGCCGCCUUCCGCGCUCCAGCCCGAGCCAGAGACCUGGGAGCAGAUUCUGCGUCAGCGAGUCCUGCAGCACAGGGGGGCCCCGGCCCCGGCCCCCGGCAGCGGCUACCGAGAGUUUGUGUGCGCCGUGAGGCAGGGCAGCACCCAGGACAGCGGGGUGGGGGGCUUCGGCCCUUCGGAGGAGGCCGGGUACAAGGCCUUCUCGAGUCUGCUCACUGGCGGUGCCGUCUGCCCAGAGACGUCCGGGGGUGAGGCCGGCAGUGGGGACGGGGGUUACAAGCCCUUCCAGAGCCUCACUCCUGGCUGCCCUGGGGCCCCCGCCCCAGUCCCCGUCCCCCUGUUCACCUUCGGACUGGACGCGGAGCCACCUCAUUGCCCGCAGGACUCCCCCCUCCCGGGCAGCUCCCCAGAGCCAGCGGGGAAGGCGCAGGACAGCCACAAGACCCCGCCGGCCCCGGAGCAGGCCGCAGACCCCCUCCGGGACGACCUGGCCAGCGGCAUUGUCUACUCAGCCCUCACCUGCCACCUGUGUGGCCACCUGAAGCAGUGUCACGGCCAGGAGGAGGGUGGCGAGGCCCACCCCGUGGCCAGCCCCUGCUGCGGCUGCUGCUGUGGAGACAGGUCCUCGCCGCUGGUGAGCCCUCUGAGGGCCCCGGACCCCCUGCCAGGUGGGGUGCCCCUGGAGGCCAGCCUCUCUCCAGCCUCCCCGGCACCCUUGGCUGUCUCAGAGGAGGGCCCGUCCUCCCUGUGCUUCCAGCCUGCCCCGAGCCAUGCUCACAGCUCAAGCCAGACCCCCAAAAAGGUGGCCAUGCUCUCCCCAGAGCCCACGUGCACGAUGGCUUCCUAGGCGCGUGCCCGCUUGUCACUGCCAUCUUCGAGUGAGGGCUGGGCCUUAGCCCGGCCUGGGAAGUGCCUCCCCCGGAAAGCGGCUAGGCUGGAGAAUUUGCAAAAGACUUGGAGACCCCUGCUAUGAAGCUGGGAGGUGGUCUGACCUGGGGGUACAGAGACUGGGCUCCACCCUGCCCCUCCCCCAGCUCCCAGCCUUGGCCUGGGCUCGCCACAACCCAAGGGAGUGGAGGGCACGGGGGAGAGGCCCCUGCGGGGAUCGGGAGCUCCUUGGGUGCCUCGGCUUGUGCACGAGCCACUGGCCACUUCGUGGGUCCACGCGCCCUCCCUGCCGCGCUCACCCUGGGUGCGCUUUGUCCGCUCGUCACUCUGUUACUCCUGUCUUGCCGGGUUCUGGGAUCGGCUGCCGCUGUCUCACCGGAUUGGAGGCCGAGCCCACCGGGGAAUGACUUGGGAGACCUUGGGAAAUGGAUGGGACGUCGUGGUCCUGGAAGGGUGGUCGUUUGCCCGGAGGUGCCCAUUCGUUCAACAGACCCUCCUUAGGUCGACCCUGGGGGCAGGACCUGGGCCGUGGCGGGGCGCGAAGUCAAGUGCGGUAACAGACACAAAAGGACCCGAAAGACUGGGAUCACCAAGCCACGACUGGCUGCUGUCUGGUUCCCACACAACCACUGAGACCGGGGGCUCCUGUUAAGCACAGGAGCCCCAGAAUGAACACAGCCAGCUACCUCGGGGCCAGUCUGUGCCCCCGCGGGCGCUUUGCUGGCAGCCGCAGCAGCCGAAGGGAGGGAGGGAGGGAGGGAGGGAUUGGCCGAGCUAGGCGCUCCGCCGGCCCACACCACACCCUCAGCCGGCACGGCGACCUGCCCCUCUGGUUGUGUAAUGUUUGUUUGCAUCCCGAAGAUUAUUUUAUCGCCUGGUAUUUGUCUUCGCUGAGAAGCGUGGAAUCGGAGGGCAGGGCGUGGUGUUUUGUGUAAAUAAAGCCUCUUUAUCUCCGUUCCCUGCCCCCUCCGUGUAUUAAACAAACAUCCGGGCCGAGGUGGUGGUGAGCUCUUUAUCUCUGUUAACUCAUUGGAUCUUUCCAUCCAGAGGAAAUGAGGUCCAAGAGGUUAACUUUCUGUCUCUGUUUGUUUGGGUCCCCCCCCCCCCCCCCCCCGAGCCAAGGACUCAAGUGCAGUUAGCUGCUGUAGGUGGUGAUUCCAGGAAACCUUGCUCGGGAGUGGGGACGUGAGGCGGGGAAGGUCAGGAGGCAGUAAACGGUGUGUUAUCCAACGGGGCCAGCCCUGGCAACUGACCUUCCACCCGCUGGGAGCCUCGGGUAACCAUGCACAGCGCCUGUCCAAAGCUAUCCCUGCAGGGGUGAGGGAGCCCGGUGUUGGGCCACCAGCUUCCGUUUGGUCAAGGGCAUUAGUUCUCCAGCACGUCCAGCUGCUCCAGGAAGCAAGCCCCCAGACGGAGAGGUACGAAGGAUUACCGGAAGCUGCUGCACUUUGCCAAGGUGGCCCGGCUAGUCAGUGGCAGGCCCGUAGCUGAACCCGGGCAGGUGGCAUGAAGACGCAGGCCGGGGACGUAAGCUCUGUGUCUGUGAUCAGUCUGCUCCCUGAGUAGCUACCCGGAUGGCCACCCUUGGCAAAAGAAGCGGCUUGGCUGCAUAAGGUUCCCUUCUGUUCUGGCAUUCUGUACCAUGCGCUAGGAGUGAUGGGGAGCUCACUACCUCACAUGCAGCCUGAUGUUUGUUAGAAAUCCUUCCUCUGUGCUGAGCCCAAAUCUACCCCUUUAGAGGCCUAAGUCAUCCCCCCCCCCAACCACCCCAUGAUUUACAGAUGGGGGAACUUUGUGCUAGAGAGGAAAAGGGACUUGCCCAAGGUCACACAGUGAAGGACGGAGCCUGAACUAGCCCUCUGGACUUUUUGCCUUCAAGAGCUCUGUAUAAAAAUUAUAUAUAUAAUUUUUAAUAAAAAUCUCUCUUUAAGGCCAA
This is a messenger RNA of Lynx canadensis (Canada lynx), 5234 nucleotides long. RefSeq names its product interleukin 4 receptor (gene IL4R). Lineage: Eukaryota; Metazoa; Chordata; Mammalia; Carnivora; Felidae. Gene Ontology annotation, biological process: cytokine-mediated signaling pathway; production of molecular mediator involved in inflammatory response. The coding region runs from base 714 to 3257 and encodes 847 amino acids. The record is from RefSeq and is a predicted model, not a curated record. The transcript is spliced from 9 exons. Gene Ontology annotation, cellular component: membrane; external side of plasma membrane. Gene Ontology annotation, molecular function: cytokine receptor activity; protein binding.